This is a messenger RNA of Hypanus sabinus (Atlantic stingray), 2256 nucleotides long. RefSeq names its product serine incorporator 1-like. The transcript is spliced from 10 exons. The record is from RefSeq and is a predicted model, not a curated record. Bases 128 to 1561 code for a protein of 477 amino acids. Lineage: Eukaryota; Metazoa; Chordata; Chondrichthyes; Myliobatiformes; Dasyatidae. Gene Ontology annotation, cellular component: membrane.
GCGAUGACAUCAGGACAGACGCCCCUUUGUCCGCUGCCGGGUAACGCGGUUGUAAUUUGGGGAGGUGCUUGUGGUGGACUUGCCGGCGGAGGGGGGCUUCGGUUGGGAUCCUCUCCACUGCUGGAAGAUGGGCGCCGUUUUAGCUGUGUGCUCCCUGGGCAGCUUGGUAUCAUGUCUGUGCAGCAGUGCUCCUUGUUUGUUAUGCAGCUGUUGCCCCAAUUCCAAAAAUUCUACGGUAACUAGAUUGAUCUAUGCAUUCAUGUUGCUUCUGGGAACUUUUGUGGCUUGUAUUAUGCUGGCUCCAGGAAUAGCAAUACAACUAAAAAAGAUUCCAGGGUUUUGUGAAGAUGGCUUUGGUACUCAGCUUCCAAAUGUUCACGGGGUUGUGAACUGUGAUGUACUAGCUAGUUACAAGUCAGUUUAUCGUAUCUGCUUUGGAUUUGCUGUCUUCUUCUUUCUCUUCUCUGUGCUUUUGAUCAAUGUGAAAACGAGCAGAGAUCCCAGAGCUGCAGUACAUAACGGAUUCUGGUUCUUCAAAGUAGCUGGCACUAUAGCUAUUAUAGUAGGAGCCUUUUAUAUCCCUGAAGGACCUUUUACAAAAGCUUUAUUUGUCAUUGGUACAUGUGGUGCAUUCUGCUUCAUACUGAUCCAGUUGGUUUUGCUGAUAGAUUUUGCUCAUUCUUGGAAUGAGUCAUGGGUGGGAAAGAUGGAGGAUGGGAAUUCCAAAUGCUGGUAUGCAGCUUUGGUCUCCAUUACCAGCCUGAAUUACAUUUUGUCUUUCAUUGCAAUUGUGCUUUUCUAUGUAUAUUAUACCACACCUGGAGGAUGUGUUGAGAACAAAUUCUUCAUUAGCUUCAACAUGAUAUUUUGCAUUGCUCUUUCUGUUGUUUCUAUUCUUCCAAAAAUACAGGAAGCGCAACCUCGGUCUGGUCUUCUUCAGUCUUCAGUCAUUACCCUGUAUACAAUGUAUCUCACAUGGUCUGCAAUGUCAAAUGAGCCUGAUGGAGAAUGCAACCCCAACUUUAUGGGCCUCAUUAAAAAUUUGGUCUUGCCCUCAUCUGUUCUGGUCAACAGAACGGAGAAGUCAUCUGUAGAUCCUUCAUCUCUAACUGGACCUCCAAGUACAGUGCAGUGGUGGGAUGCACAGAAUGUUGUUGGACUUAUCCUCUUCAUUUUAUGUCUUUUAUAUUCAAGCAUUCGUACCUCAAACAACAGUCAGGUGAAUAAACUUGCAUUCUCAGCCAGUGAAGCUGUGGUGUUAGAUGAUUCAUUGUCUGGAAGUGCUGUUGAUGAACAGGGAAACGGCACAAGAAGAGUCCAGGAUAAUGAGCAGGAUGGAGUCCAGUAUAGUUAUUCCUUCUUUCACUUCAUGCUUUUCCUGGCUUCACUCUAUAUAAUGAUGACAUUAACGAACUGGUACAGUCCUGAUGCUGACUACAAGACAAUUACGAGCAAAUGGCCCUCUGUGUGGGUGAAAAUCAGUUCAAGUUGGAUCUGCCUACUUUUGUAUCUGUGGACUAUGCUGGCACCUCUUAUUCUUUCUAACCGUGAUUUUGAAUAGCACAGUGUAAACAUAGCUGUUGAAUUAAACAAGUCCAUCAGACCAGAAACCAAAUGAUAUAGCUUUUGUUUUUUUUAAAAAAGCUCAAGAACAUUCAAGGGGCCAAUGCACUGAAUUAUUGCUUAAAUAAGAAAUAUGCUUUUAGCCUUAAUGUUUCCAUAUGAUUAAUAUGCACUUUGUAUCCUUUUAAAAAGAGAUAAGUGGAAUUGGAUGUGAAGAAAGGAUUUAAAAAUGUUCGAUUUAGCUUGUAUAUAUCAUAAAUAGUAAGGCAAUAUUGUUCAGAAGCUCAUUUAUUUCCCUUUAUAGGUGCUUAAUACUAUUACUUUGGAUGAUUUCAAACUCUAACAUUUGAUACUAAAUUGAAGCUUUUAUUAAUGCAGAAUUGUUUUGUCUUGAAUUUUGAGCAUUAUGGAAGUAGAUUAUUAGUAGACAUGUUGUUAUUCCCUUGGCUUACAAAAAAUAGUGUCUUUGACAACUUUUAAUGUCUUGUAUGGCUGAUGGUGGGCAUGAUGGUUGGCCAUGGGCCACUGAAAGAUUGAGAUUUAUGGUCUGGGCUGUAAAUGAAGCCAUGUCCAAAUAAUGUUGUCUUUAAAGAGUUUGUAUUAAUUAUCUGGAAAGCAGGAAUGCUAAAACAUCCUAUUCAAAUUUGUACUAUUAAAAUUAUAAUAAAAUUGGUUUAAUGUACAACAAAUAAA